Messenger RNA from Cavia porcellus (domestic guinea pig), 3784 nucleotides. RefSeq names its product solute carrier family 18 member A2 (gene Slc18a2). The transcript is spliced from 16 exons. Gene Ontology annotation, cellular component: terminal bouton; synaptic vesicle membrane. The coding region runs from base 150 to 1700 and encodes 516 amino acids. The record is from RefSeq and is a predicted model, not a curated record. Lineage: Eukaryota; Metazoa; Chordata; Mammalia; Rodentia; Caviidae. Gene Ontology annotation, biological process: aminergic neurotransmitter loading into synaptic vesicle; xenobiotic transport; transmembrane transport. Gene Ontology annotation, molecular function: serotonin:sodium:chloride symporter activity; xenobiotic transmembrane transporter activity.
CGUCAGAGCUGGACCUGGUAAAUUGAGCAGCGGUGCCCGGCGCUAGGCGGAGACUGCGACCCGGGGAGGCGCCCACAGACGGAGCCCUCGGUGGCCCAGGCGAGGCAGGAGCGCAAGACCCGCAGGAGAUCCCGAGCUGCGCCCGAGCCAUGGCCCUGAGCGAGCUGGCGCUGCUCCGCUGGCUGCAGGAGAGCCGCCACUCGCGGAAGCUCAUCCUGUUCAUCGUGUUCCUCGCGCUGCUGCUGGACAACAUGCUGCUCACCGUCGUGGUUCCCAUCAUCCCCAGUUACUUGUACAGCAUUGAACAUGAGAAAAAUACUACCGAAACCCAGACUGCCCGGCCAGUGUUCACAGCCUCCACCUCAGGACGCUUCCAGAGUAUCUUCUCCUACUAUGACAACUCUACCGUGGUCACAGGGAACUCCACAGAAGGCCUUCACGGGGAGCAGCUGCGCAAGGUCAUCACCACACAGCGCAUGGUGACCAACGCGUCUGCUGCCCCCUCCGACUGUCCCAGGGAAGAGAAAGACCUGCUGAAUGAGAACGUGCAGGUCGGCCUGCUGUUCGCCUCCAAAGCCACUGUGCAGCUCCUCACUAACCCUUUCAUAGGGCUGUUGACCAACAGAAUCGGCUACCCAAUUCCCAUGUUCGCGGGAUUCUGCAUCAUGUUUAUUUCAACAGUUAUGUUCGCUUUUUCUAGCAGCUAUGCCUUUCUGCUGAUCGCCAGGUCCCUGCAGGGCAUCGGCUCUUCCUGCUCCUCCGUGGCUGGGAUGGGCAUGCUUGCCAGUGUGUACACAGAUGAUGAAGAGAGAGGCAAUGCCAUGGGGAUCGCCUUGGGAGGCCUGGCCAUGGGUGUCCUAGUGGGUCCCCCAUUCGGGAGCGUGCUCUAUGAAUUUGUGGGGAAGACAGCUCCCUUCCUGGUGCUGGCGGCCCUGGUGCUCUUGGAUGGAGUUAUUCAGCUCUUUGUGCUCCAGCCAUCCCGGGUGCAGCCAGAGAGUCAGAAAGGGACACCCUUAACCACUCUGCUGAAGGACCCCUACAUUCUCAUUGCUGCAGGCUCCAUCUGCUUCGCGAACAUGGGGAUUGCCAUGCUGGAGCCGGCCCUGCCCAUCUGGAUGAUGGAGACCAUGUGUUCCCGGAAGUGGCAGCUGGGCAUUGCUUUCUUGCCGGCAAGUAUCUCUUAUCUCAUUGGAACCAAUAUUUUUGGGAUACUUGCACACAAAAUGGGGAGGUGGCUCUGUGCUCUUAUAGGAAUGAUCAUAGUGGGAGUCAGCAUUUUGUGCAUUCCUUUUGCAAAGAACAUUUAUGGGCUCAUCGCACCCAACUUUGGAGUUGGUUUUGCAAUUGGGAUGGUGGAUUCAUCGAUGAUGCCCAUCAUGGGCUACCUCGUGGACCUGCGGCACGUGUCGGUCUAUGGGAGUGUCUACGCCAUCGCAGAUGUGGCAUUUUGUAUGGGGUACGCCAUAGGUCCUUCGGCUGGCGGUGCCAUUGCGAAGACAAUUGGCUUUCCAUGGCUGAUGACAAUUAUCGGGAUCAUUGACAUUCUUUUUGCUCCUCUUUGCUUUUUUCUGCGAAGUCCACCUGCCAAGGAAGAAAAAAUGGCUAUUCUCAUGGAUCACAACUGCCCCAUGAAAACAAAAAUGUACACUCAGAAUAAUACCCAAUCAUAUCCAAUAGAUGAAGAAUCUGAAAGUGACUGAAACGCUCAAAAAUCAUUCGUGUCUGACUGUGUAAAAGUGUUUCCCAUGAAAUGACUCAUCGGAGCUGUGUUAGUCAUACCACCCAUUCCUGGCGAAAGCGUACAACAACCAAAGGUUAUUGUUUCUUUUCCAUGGUUAUGAUCCACUGCCAACAGCCUUAUAAAGAAAAAGAAGCUUUUCUAGGGGUUUGUAUAAAUAGUGUUGAAAACUUUAUUUUAUGUAUUUGAUUUUAUUAAAUAUCAUACAAUAUAUUUUGAAGAAAUACUGUAAAUCUAUAAAUAUUUGAAUCCAAAUCAAAUAUAAUUUUUUAACUUAAAUUCAUGAACACUUGGACAAAAAUAUAUUUUUUCUGAAUAUUGGUAAUGAGUGAUAAAGCACACAUUAUCUGAGGCUCUUCCAACAAGGAGCUAGAAAGAAAUCUGAAAAACAGAAUCACAUAAGACGGCACAUCAUGUAGCAACCCAGAAUGAGUGUUAUUUAACUUGUAAUUACUAUCAAUAUAUUUAUGAGUUCAAAGCUAGUUCUCUCAAGGGCAGAGGGCAAGACCAUGGGUCAGUCAUCUUUUGGAUUUGUCUACAAAUAUUCACUGGCAUCAGUUUUCCAUGUAGUCACCUACCUGGAAAGGGACAGUGGUAAAUUACAUGUUUACAUGUCAUGUUUGGCAGCAAACAUUAAAACCAGCAAGAGGAAAACAGUACAUGUUCCGAAAGCAGACAAAAGUACCCAAUGUACAGAUAUGGUAAGUUUUCCCUCUAGGAUGUCCAUCUGGUCAUUUAACUGGAUGAAAACUGUGUAUGUAUCUUGUACUGUCCAGUUUAAGGGUGGUAAAGUUUAUCGACACAUAGUUCAAGAUUUAGGAAAAAAGUUUACAAAAGCUAUUGUAACUUGAAGAAAUCAGAGCAUAACCUGACUCGUCUGCAGGUCAUCCAAGUGUUUUUUUCUAGAGCUCUGUUAAUUUUGGGUUGUCUGAAACUAUUAUUUUCUAAACUCCUGAAAGUCUUUCACAUAAAUGUGAAAACAAAUUUUAAACAAGAAUGAAAAGGUCUUAAUCAUACUAGCAAAACAGGUAAAAAUCACAGGUGAUCAGGACACAUCCCUUUUCCAGGCAGAAGAGAAAAACCAAACAUCUGAACAUGUUACUGUAUCAUCUGUGUGUUGGGUAGUGUAGUUUUUCCAGGCAUGUCAACAUUGAUGUCUUCAUUGUACCAGCAAAUACUGUUAAUAAAAACUGUCAGUUUACAUUGUUUUGUGUGAGAUAUGACUGAAAUGUGAAUAGUGGAAUAUGUCUUUUUAAAUAACAUUUAAUUCUGCAGUUCCAGAGUCAUAAGAAAUUAUCUGAUGUCAAUUUUGUUAAGCUAAAACUGUGUUUGUAUUAACUUGGCCAUCAAGGAGCUGAGAAUUUUAGAACGACUCCUCAGUCUUAGUUGACUAUUACGGAAAGUGAUUAGCUUUGCUUUGUGAAGGGACUUCUUUUGCUUUAUGAAGGCUUUCUGCGAUUUCUGAGUGCAGUGUUUAAGGCAAACAAGCUUCCUACUAACAACUGGACAAUUAUGAAAGAUGCUCUAGAACCCUUACAUGGCUAAAAUAGAAAAGGCAGGAUUGUUUUUACUUCUGUCUACAAGGUCUUCAAAAGAUGUGCUACCAAUUAGAGACCGUUUGUGGUUCUGCCUGCCCUUAAUACUGUACAAUUUUUAUUUUUGCCUUUAAAACUUCAGCUUCUGAAGAAUGACUGGCAAAGGCAUUGAUUGCUAAUGAUUGAUCCCUAAGAUUUUUGAUAAAUGAACUUUUCAGAACUGUUUGGGGAGCAAGUUACGUUGUAUCUGAGGGAGAAGAAUGGUAAGGUCUUUUAUAGGCUAACAUUCUAGGUUAGCAAGACUGAAAAUUUUAAAAUUAUGUGUCAAAACAAAGAACAUACAGCACUCUAAACAUUUAUUUUUUGAACAGAGGUGGCUCUGUUUUCCCCUGGAAGCAAAACACAAAGACUUUGAGGAGGUAGCAAUGCGUAUUACCUUGCUUUCAAAUGCUAAGUGUAUCUGUUCUAGCCAUGUUUUAGCUUGUUUACUUAAUAAACCUUAAGAACAUUG